Molecule: messenger RNA, 2366 nt
Organism: Esox lucius (northern pike)
Lineage: Eukaryota; Metazoa; Chordata; Actinopteri; Esociformes; Esocidae
Gene: fgf8a
Product: fibroblast growth factor 8a
Exons: 5
Coding region: 841-1482 (213 amino acids)
Biological process (GO): neuron differentiation; regulation of cell migration; positive regulation of protein phosphorylation
Cellular component (GO): cytoplasm
Molecular function (GO): type 2 fibroblast growth factor receptor binding; growth factor activity; type 1 fibroblast growth factor receptor binding
Source: RefSeq, a predicted model, not a curated record
GGUGAAGAUAUAUUUUAAAUGCAGGGGGAGGGGGUCGCUUUUGUUCUGCAGAAAAAGUGGGCUUGUUCCUCGCAGAUCGCCCUUCCAUUUUAACCAGGGGUGUGAGUGCGAACAAGGGGUUGACAUUGGAGCCUGCGAUGGGAGUAGAGGGUAGACGGGAGAGUUGCCAGUCCUGCACUACGGAUCAGUGAGGCAACAUCACCGCUCUGAACGCACAGGACGCGCACGGUGUCCACCGCGGAGAAGACAGAUAUAAUUUGUCUACAACAGGAUAAGCUUGAAGGUAGCGACAGAGGAUUCACUGAAGGAAUUAUAAAAAGACAAAAACUGCAGCUAAUGAACUGUCAUCGUCGUAGGCAUUGGAUGACUUUGUUUACCUUUGCAUUCGUUAUCCUUUUUAUUAGGAAACUCGACUGCGCGUUUGCCAAAACUUAAAUGCAUCUCUCUUAAGUGCUCUUAAACGUUGCUUCUCGAGAGGGUCGUCUGACAGACAGACACUUGUCAAUAAUCAUUCAUCAUUGUUAUCAAGUAUCACUGUCACAGUUUCACCUUUUACUGUCAAGGUUGUUGAUCAGUCGUGAGCGUCAGCCUCGCCAAAAUAGGCUAUGGACCUUUAUUUGACUUGAGAAAUGUAGCAUAUUUUUUCCUUCAAAUAUUAGCCACGUCCCCUACCAUCAUUCAUCGUUUUGGAUUUUAAUGAAGUCUUUGAAGAAAGAGGACUUAAUCAGUUGGGACCGAAACCAGUGUUUCACACAGCUUAUCUUUACCAAAUAACCCCGACUUUCGAACACUGCAAGACCGGUGAUUCUGCAUAUCGAAAGAACGAUCAACAUUAUCAAAAUGCGACGUCUCCCAUCCCGAUUGAGUUAUCUGUUCCUUCACUUCUUUGCAUUCUGCUACUAUGCUCAGGUAACCAAUCAGUCCCCGCCUAAUUUCACGCAGCAUGUAAGCGAGCAGAGCAAGGUGACGGACCGUGUGAGCCGCAGGUUAAUUCGGACCUAUCAGCUAUACAGCCGAACCAGCGGGAAGCACGUGCAGGUUCUUCCCAACAAGAAGAUCAACGCCAUGGCAGAAGAUGGAGACUUACACGCUAAACUCGUCGUAGAGACAGACACGUUUGGAAGUCGUGUACGGAUCAAAGGAGCGGAGACAGGCUUCUACAUCUGUAUGAACAAAAGAGGGAAACUGAUCGGAAAGAAAAAUGGGCAAGGCCGUGACUGCAUCUUCUCAGAGAUCGUCCUGGAGAAUAACUACACAGCGCUUCGGAACGCACGUUACGAGGGCUGGUACAUGGCGUUCACCAGGCGCGGACGUCCCCGGAAAGGCUCGCGCACACGGCAGCACCAACGGGAGGUCCACUUUAUGAAACGUCUGCCCCGGGGAUCCCAUCCCACCCACCCAGUCCCUCAUCGGCCGUUUGAUUUCGUCCACUACCCCUUCAGCCCCAGGACUAAACGCACACGCUACUCAGCCGAACGCUGAGGAGGACAGAUGGACAGAGGACAAAACCACUGACUGACUGAGUGAACCAGGAACUGACUCCUCUGUCAAAAUCCUCCAGGGACAUUUUUCUACUGAACUUUCCUAACCCUAACAUGUAGUUUUUCGUAUGUUUUCAUAAAGUAUUUUUUUUGUUUGUGUGAAAACAAAAACAAAUAAGAAAUCUAUUUUUGUACUCAAGACAUUUAGUACUGACAUGUAAAGUUGUUUUUAGAUGCACAUAACUCAUCAUCAGACAUUUGGGUGCUGACGUUUUAGUAGAGCGUGGACUUUUUAUCGUCUCUCGACUCUGAGUUGUAUUUUGCUUUGUUUUGACGGUUCAGAGUCAUUCAGACUCACACUUGCUGCUCUAAAAGACUUGAAGGGCCCUGAUCGAAGCACUGUCAGAGAAUGCUGCAUUCAGAGACACAUACAGUAUGUGCUCACAGCACCACUGCUUUGUUCAAGAGCGCUGCGUUUAGUAACAUUGUGUUCAUUAGUACAUACAGGUACAGCACCUCUCCCGAACGCUUUGGCGUGACCUCGCUACUUCUGGAAUUCUAACAAACAAAUACAGAUAAAGCUAACAGAGCUUUAAGCACACACAAUGGAAAAUGUGGCAGCUACAUUGAAUCACAGGUUACCUGCUAUGGUUCUAUCUGUAAAUUAGAGAGGUUAAAAUGCAUUGAAAUGUUAUGAACCCCCAUUGGUUUUGUUUUGUUGCCCUUUUUAUGUUUUUAUGCAUAUAUGAAUAUAUUUUUAUUUGAGGAUGUGUACAAAUAAUUUUAAUGAUGGAAUAUUUAUUUAAAAUGUGUAAUAAAUGUACAUUAGAAUACUGAUAUUAAACUCGUAUUUGGCUCUUCUACGGCUUGAGAAGUGGGAAUAUC